AUGUUAAAUAUAAGUAGAUAUAGUAGUAAACAAACAAGUAACAGUUUGUUAUACUAUUAUACUCUAUCAAGUAGUAGUGGUAGUAGUGGAUCAUAUAUUGUAACAAGAGAUUAUAGUAGUGGUAAUAAUAAUAGAGAUAGAUCAAAAAAUAUAAUUAAAGGAUUAAAUUAUAAAUCAAUUGGUAAUCAACAAUCAAAGAAUAAGACAAAUAGUUAUAGAUUGGCAGAUGAUACAAUCAUUAGCCACAAGAUUACAAGUCGAGGUGGACCAAAGAAAUACUUGGAUCAAGGUUUUGGUUGGGACAAUGUAACAUUUCAUCAAGGUGAUAUCUCUGCAGAGAAACUAAGAGACCUACAAGAAGAAGGAAAAGACCUCAUAGAUUAUAAUCGUAAUCUUGAACGUAAACGAGAGAUUAGACAACAACUACGUAAAGAUUCAAACUUGUCUAAAAACUUUAAAGGUUUAAGGAAUCAAGUCAAUCAAGAGGAGGAGGAAGAAGAAGAAGAAAAGUAUGGUUCUUCCAAGCGACGAGACAAAGAUGAAGAAGAUGAUGAAGACGAUGAUGAAGAUGAAGAUGAAGAUGAAAUUGAAGAUGAUGGUCAAGAUGAAGAUGAAAAAGAUCCAACAAAGUUGGAAUUUGGAAAGAUGAAAUCAAAGACAUUUGUAAAGGAAGAUUAUAUCAUUAUGAAACCAGAUCAAAAAGAUGACGAAAGCUUUGUUCGUAAACAAAUGCAAGACGAUGGUUUUGAAAGCGAAUUGGCUCAAGAUGAUGGUUGGAGAGAAUAUGACGAGAAAAAGGGUGGAGUUCAAGCAGACUAUAGUUACAAGGAUGAAGAAGCCAAAUCAUUGGCAAAGAAGGGAUUGACCAAGGAGAGUGGAAGUCUCUAUUGUCAAGGAUUCAAAAUCGAUGAAAAGUAUCUAAAGUACUUUAUGGAUCCAAAUCAUAUCGAGGGUGGUGGAAGAAGAGGUGGAUUGUCAAGAAAGGAAAGAAAAAAGUUAAAGGCCAAAGAAGAGAUGGCAAUGUCUGGCAAAACAGAAAGACCAAGAAAAGAAAGAAAAGUUAUAUUUGACGAGGAAAAUGAUGAAGAACAUACAAUCCUUCAAAAGAAAAUGGCCAAUCGUAUUAUGAGCCUUUUGAAUGAAUCUGUCAUCUUUAAGGAUCACAAUACUCGUUAUCACUCGAUGAUUGCAGACUAUCAACACGAUCCAACCAAACAAUCAAUGUUUGGUUUCUUUAAGAAUCAAAAAGAUGCCUACAUGGAAGAGGAUGAAUUAUUCGAUCCUGUUCUCUCCAAAGUUCACAUCGUACUCACAAAAACCAAGGUUUCAAGUGAUUUGAAAUGGUUAAAGGUUUAUUGGGCAAGAGAUAGUGAUAAUAUUGAUAAUAAUGUAGACGAAGCAGAAGAAAUGGAAUUGGAAGGAAUUGAUGAAGAAAAGGAGGAAAUGGAGGAAAUGGAAGAAAUGGACGAAGAUGAAGAAGGAGAAGAAGAGGAUGAAAAUGGUGUAAAUGUUGAUGAAGAAAUAGAAAUGGAAGAGAUUGAAGAUGAAGAUGAAGAUGAUUUGGAUGAAGAUUAUGGUCAAGAUGAAGAACAUGAAACUAGGGCAUCGUCGACAGAUGAACCAGUAUUGAAUGAUAUUUUGGAUGAUCUUAGUACAUUCAAGGCAAAACAAAUCAUGAUCAAGAGAUUAAGAGAUACUUUACCAGAUGAAGAAAUUUCAUCAACUGCACAAACUCAUGGAUUAGAUAAUAUUGUAUUAUCCAAAUCAUUUAGAACAUCUUCUUUACAACAGCAAAAACAACAACAACAACAACAACAACAAGACUACAAUAACAAGGAAGCAUUCUCAUUUGGUAAAUUUGGAAAUGAAGUUGGAUCAGAAGGAGUAGAGUUUCAAGUAAAGAUCCCAUCCUUUGAUGAGAGAUUAACAGUCUCCACACCAAAGGUUGGUAAUGAUGAGGAUCUAAAGGCAGCACAAAGAAGAAAGAUUGCUGGCUACGAAGCCAUCACUGACGAACAGAUUCAAAACAGAUUGGUAAAGUUGACACCACGUCUUAGAAUGUAUAUUGCCAAAAAUAUGAAGUCUAGAUACGUUCCAAACCUCUACUUUAUCUUGGACAAGGAUAAAAAAAAACAAGAGGCAUCGAUUGACAUUUUUGAAAAUGUGAUUGCCCCAGAAAUGUUGGAAGCUGCCAAACAAAGUAGAAGUAGACAAAUAGAAAAAUCAAAACAAUUAACCAACAAAUUCAUGGGUGUAUUUAAUAAUAGUCCACAACAACAACAAAAACAAGCAACUGUUAAUAUGAAAAUCCCAGGAUACUCUCCAGAAAAUGAAGAUAGUUUAUAUAUGGAUGGUGAUACUGCCAACGAUGUAAUUAGAACAGAGUUACUUGGUUUGGGAUACAAAGAUUUCAAUGAUCCCUAUGAAAAACAAACUCCAAAACCAGAAACAAAAGAAGAAUCAUUAUCAAAACAAUUUAUUCAUAAAAAGUUUACAAGCCUUCAACCUCCCAUCAAACAACCAACUCCACCACAACCAACUCGAGAAGAUAAAGAAGCAGAGGCAAACAAACAAUUCUUUAAAGAUUUUAAUAAAGGAAUAUUUAAAAAAUAA
Cavenderia fasciculata is the source of this 2613-nucleotide messenger RNA. RefSeq lists its product as uncharacterized. The coding region runs from base 1 to 2613 and encodes 870 amino acids. The record is from RefSeq and is a predicted model, not a curated record. The transcript has a single exon. Lineage: Eukaryota; Evosea; Eumycetozoa; Acytosteliales; Cavenderiaceae.